This is a messenger RNA of Gadus chalcogrammus (walleye pollock), 6796 nucleotides long. Its product is annotated as DENN domain-containing protein 5B-like. Gene Ontology annotation, molecular function: guanyl-nucleotide exchange factor activity; small GTPase binding. The record is from RefSeq and is a predicted model, not a curated record. The coding region runs from base 1121 to 4846 and encodes 1241 amino acids. The transcript is spliced from 24 exons. NCBI's taxonomy places the organism in Eukaryota, Metazoa, Chordata, Actinopteri, Gadiformes, Gadidae.
GCUAGGACUCAUGCUGGCCACUGAAGUAAUCGAGGAGUUGGAGUGCCUUAAUUGCACACUGCAGAAACAAACAGAAACCGUGUCUGGAAUGCUCUCUUCAGCAGAUUGUGUGAGAGGACCACCCUGAGGGCAAAGAGAACUGAGGAGAAGUUCCAGGAGAGGUAUAUCAACGCAAUGGAGAGGAUCACCAAGCUAAAUAUUCAGCCCAUAACCAUGCCCCACCUCCGCCGUCCACCAAAAGCUUCAUUGGCAAUGCCCCUACUGCAUACUCACCCACAACCCCAGAAGAAUACCACAGAGCUGACUUCUUCAAGGCGCUGGAUCAUCGGCGUCGGCAGACCCUUUUCACCGGGGCACGUGCCCUGUUGUGGAUCUGCGGUGCCUGGGCAAACGGAUCAUGUUGGUCAAAGUCAAGUUCAGAGGCAUCCAGAAAUUCAUCAGCAUUUCUGAAGCCAAGAUCAGUGAACUGCUUGAGUGUGGCACCAGCUGUUGGCCAGUCGACACCAGCUGUAAGUCAAGAGGACUCUGAUACUGACUCUACUCACAUUCUGAGCGAUGAAAGUCCCCAGCGGAAAAAGGUCAAGACCAAAUAGGUCUGAGGCCCAUGCUGGUCGACAAUGAAGAGACGGCCCGCCUCUUGUGCUGAAGAAGAUGACAGCAGACUCCCCAGACCAACUUGCAAUCUACGAGUGAUCUUGGUCUGGAACGGGAACAUAAAGAGCUCAUCUAACGGAACGGAAAAACAAACAACUUCUUUUCAUGGGAUAAUACAGAAAAAAAAAAUCCUGAGAAGUCCCAUCCGCUAGAUGCCAUUCAAUUGUCCAUAAUGCAUUUUUAAAAAGACGAACACGCAAACAAUGUCCGUCUGACCGACGGACAGUCUCCUCCCAGUCGGAGCAACACCCUACUGGUACUGAUACUUGGACCGCCAGUCUCCUCCCAGUUGGAACAACACCGUACUGGUAAUGAUACUGGGACCGCUAGUCUCCUCCCAGUCGGAACAACACCCUACUGAUACUCGCGUCAGAGCCGAACCACUGGACCAGAAGGCAGCAAAACAACACAGCCUUGGAUAGUCAGACGUGGUUUAUUGGAUAUGAAGUAGAAUAAAGGUUAGAAGAUGACCGGACUCGCCCAGUACUUCGCGGUGGUCGGAGUGGACCCGGAUUCCGGCCUCGAACCCCAACAUCUAACAGGAGAAGGAUUUGACCAGAGCCCGAUCCGAAGGUCGUUUAAGUCGAAGGUUCUAGUCCAUUACCCAGAGAGCACAGACCGCUGUCCCUUUAAUAAAGAUGCUGUCAACCUGCUGUGCAUGCCCCGGGGGCUGGUGUUCCGGACGCAGUCAGACGCCCGGGAACCCCUCUUCCACUCCUUCACCAUCACCGCCGACGACGGCACACGCACCUACGGCUUCGUCCACACCUUCUACGAGCGGGUGACCAACCCCCGUAUCACCACCGCCAUGCAGACCUUGUUCCAGAUGCAUCGCGUGGAGCACCAGGCGUCGAGCUCGGCCUCCUCCCCCUCCUCCUCCUAUGGGUCCUCUCCCUCCGCCUGCAGCAUGGAGUCCCUUCUCAGCAGUCUGGACGGCUCCGACGCCGACUCCCUGGCGGGCGGGGGGGGGGGCUCUCCCUGUCCGGGCUGCACGGCGUCCUUUGACCCGGCCAGCGACACCUUGUACGGCUCCAAGGCCCUCUGUCUCCUCAUGCCCCUCCCCUUCCUGCAGGCCGCCCGCAACUUCCUGUCCCAGUUGUACCAGGCUGUGAUGUCCCCGGCGGCCCCCCCGCUGCCCUUGGAGAGCUACAUCCACAACGUCCUGUAUGAGGUGCCGUUGCCCCCCCCUGGGCGGUCCCUCCGGUUCCACGGGGUCCAGGGGCCCAUCGUGUGCCAGCAACCCGACGCAACCGACCUGCCCCUGGGAGACUACCCCCUGGGGGACGCCUUCGCCCUACUGGGGGUGGACAACGUGGUCCGUCUGCUCACCUGUGUGCUGCUGGAGAUGCAGGUCCUGCUGUACUCUCGAGACCUGCAGUGUUUGAUGACCGUGGCGGAGGGCAUCACCUGCCUGCUGUUUCCCUUCCAGUGGCAGCACAUCUACCUCCCCAUCCUGCCUGGCCCUCUGCUGCACCUGCUGGACGCCCCCGUCCCCUUCCUGAUGGGGCUCCAGCGCAGGGACGGGGUUCAAAGGUCGUCCCUUAACCUGCCCAGUGAGGCCACCCUGUGUUUCGUGGACAUUGAUAACAGGAGCCUGGAGGUCCCAGAGGGCCUGCCUUCCUUCCCGGACCAGGACCAGCUGGCCCAGGAGCUGAGGGAGGUGCUCCUGCGCUACGGAGUGACCUCCCAGCCCGCCUCCUCCCCCCCUCCCCCUGCCUCCCCCUCCCCCCGCCCCACCGCCUCCCUGGUGCUGGAGGACCUGAUAGAGGACAGGCAGAACGGGAACCUGGGCGGCGAGGAGCUGGCGGUGUUGGAGAGGCUGCAGGCCCUGGCCUGCAGAGGGCGCUGUCUGACGGGUCCGCUGGAGGACCGGGAGCAGAAGGAGCUGCGGUCGGCCAAGAUGAACGUGGAGCUGAGGGAGGUGGUCGCCGGGCGGCUGGCCGCCGUGUUCGGCCGCUACGAGGAGUUCGUCUCUCACAGCGCCUCGGACCUGGACUCCUGGCUCAGCAACCCAGAGGGGACCUGCAGCUUCCACAAAGGUUCCUUCCUGUCCAUCCAGCCUGUGAGUCACCUUCACUUCCUCUCCCGCUUCCUGGAGACGUCCUUGUUUUUAGCGUUCGUGGACAGGAAGUUGAUCUCGCGCUGGGUGGACAGCGAGCCGCUACAGCGUCUGUUUGACCAGCGCCUGGAGCGGGGGCGGGGGGUACCCCAGGUGCCGCCCGGCUGUCAGAAGGGGCCGGCGCUCUUUGAGCCAGUCCAGACGGGGGAGCAGCGGCUCCUAAAGACGGACCACACGGCCAUCCACCCCCACCUGCUGGACAUGAGGAUCGGACAGGGUCUGCACCAGCCAGGCUUCUUCCCCACCCUGCAGGCCGACGUGCUCAGCCGCCACGCCCCCAACAAGAGGUCGCGUCGGGUCACGGGGUCACGAUGGACCGAACCCAAGAGAACCACAAACAGGGAACCCUCAGGAACCGACAAUGACCAGAAUCACAAGUGCUCGUUCAGGAGGAGGAACCUGUGUUAUUCCAGACUGUUGGACCCCUCCCCUUCAGCUGUCACUCAAACCCACAGGGAGUUUGUCUACGGGCUUCUGAACGAGUGUCGCCUGAAGACCAAGCGCCUGCUGGUGGAGAGGAUAGGGAAGGAGAGCCUGGAGGCGGGGGGCCCGGGGGACCUCUCCGGCCUGCAGGAGGGGACGCUGAUCCAGGGUCUGUGUGACCUGCUGGAGAGGACCUGGGGCCACGGGCUGACGCUCAAACAGGGCCCUUCCACGCUGUGGUCCCACCUGCUCCACUACCAGGCAGUCCGGGGGAAGAGCGACUCGCCGGCCCGGCCUUCAGGGGUCUCUGGGCAGGAUCCUAGAAGGUCUGAGGAGGACUCGCUGGCCCCUCUGAAGGGGACUCUGCUGCAGGACAUGAGGUUCGUCCAGAGGAUGAGUGAAGGUCUGUCUGAGGUGGCUCUGGUCCGGGCCUGGAUCCACCUGGCGCUGGAGAAGAAGCUCCUCUCCAAACAUCUCAAGGAGCUGCUCUCCGACCAGGAGCUGCUCAGGCAGCUGUACAGGCCCCAUGCCUUCCUGCUGUGUGGGGAGGAGCGAGAGCAGUUCCUGUUCCACCUCCUGUCUCUGAACGCGGUGGACUACCUCUGCUUCACGCGCGUCUUCACUGCCAUCAGUAUUCCGUAUCGCGUUGUCAUCAUCCCCGUGAAGAAGCUCAGCAUCGCCAUGACAACAGUCAACCCCUGGGUGUGUGUGUCCGGAGAGCUUGGGAACUCGGGGGUCCGACAGAUCCCCAAAAACACCCAGGAGAUCUUCUUCCAGUGUCAGAAUCUGGGCCGCCUCAGCACCCUGCAGCUGGGGCAGGACAGCGGCGGCCUGCUGGCCAAGUGCUUCAUCGAGUGUGUGGUCGUCUACAACGAGGUCACUGGACACACUUACAAGUUCCCCUGUGGCCGAUGGCUGGGCAAGGGCGUGGGGGACGGAAGCUUGGAGAGGGUUCUGAUUGGUCAGCUGGUGUCCCCGGGAGCAGAGGAGGAUUCUGGGAAAUUGUCCGGGACAACUCCAGCUGAAUUGGGUUCUCCGCCUCAGGCUGUGCAGGCGGUCUUAGGAUCCCUCGGAGGACGCAGCAAGAUCCUGUCCACUGAGGUCCAGGAGGAGAUGAGAGAGGCGGCCAACAACCUGGUGAAGCACUUCCACAAGCCGGAGCAGGAGAGGGAGAACCUGACGGUGCUGCUGUGUGGGGAGGGGGGGCUGGUGCAGGCGUUGCACAAGUUCUUCCUCCAUGGCCUCCGCUCCAACCGCCUCUUCCAGAGGAAUGUGUUCGUUUGGGACUUUGUGGAGAAGGCAGUGGUUUCCAUGGAUACGGUGGAUCAAACUGAUGACCUGCCAGGCUCUGAGUCUCAGCGGAUGCCUGCUGCCUCACUAUGCCACUACGUGCAUGCCAUUAAUGACUCCCCCAGAAACAUGGGCAAGGAAGGGAAGUUCCAGCUGUUCCUGUGCCUGGGAGUCAGGGACGGGCUGAUCUCUCGGUGGCUCCCCCUGCUGGCAGAGAGUCCCCUGACACCGCGGACGUUCGAAGAGAGCGCCCUGCUCAGGGACCGCAGUGCUGUGGACUCCGUCUCGCGCGUCGUGCACACGCUGCACGGGUUCACCGUCACGCUGGAGGCCUCCCUGGUCAGGGGGGUCACCCUCUGACCCCUCCUCCUUCCAGAAGAGCCUCAUGGAGCGGAGAGUACUCCACGACCAACGCACCAAGACUGCAGAUUAACUGAUUCAACUGUAUUAUUAAACACCAUUCCACAUUAGAGAGAAGAUAAUGGGAGGAGAUGGUGAUUCUGGCUUCGCAGCGCCUAGUGCAGCAUCCCUGCUCUCCUCCUCAGAUAAUUGUAAUGUUUGCACAACUUUUGUACCUGCAUGGCUAAAAUGGUAUCUCUGGGGCUUUGAUUUAUUUUUUACUUUGACAUGUUCGCUAACAAUACCACGUUUUAUUUUUGUUUUAUAUCUUCUCUGGCUUGAAGCAAUGCACUGGACACAUUCAGGGUGGCACCAGGUUUAGGUGUUUAUAUACUGGGUUACUGAACUGCUCAAAUGUAUUCCCUGACUAAGUUAGGGAAACUAAGCUGGUACGUAUGAAAAUAACCUCACUGUGAACCAUCUUCUCUGCUUCACCUCUAAAGGAGUUGUGGCUUUAUGUAUCGGUAUGGUUUAUGUUAUAGUGAGGUGUAUAGCUCUUAGCACAAUGUGUUACAUGAAUAAUGCUUGUGUUUGUGUUUAAUUGUUUAUGUCUGUAAGAGAUAGAGACUUUGCAUACAGGUUCCAACAAGAACUAGAAAUACCAUGUUGCAGUUGCAUUUAACUUGUUUGGGAACUAUUUAAUGUUUUAACUAUUGAGGGAAAGUCAUUGCAUUGUCCUGUAACCAUUAACUCUCAAUGAUCACCUAUUAUUGUUAAAUUAUAGAUGAGUGUAAGCAAUAAGUUAUUUCUAUAUUAAUGAAAGGCAUUGUUGAGAUGCAAGAAUAAAUUGAUGUGACAUAUGGCUACUGGUAAUACUGGUGUUCUUUGCUGUUUACUCUAUGACUCAGUUUUUGGUUGACUAGUCCUGUCACAUGGCUAAAGGGCAGGCAAAUAAAUAUAUAUUUUUUUGAGACUAAAAUGUAAUCUUUUCCAGCUGUCCUCUCUUACAGAGCCGUAAAAUUAAUCUAGAGGCACAGAUCCUAAAAUAAUAGACAUACUUUAUUAAUCCCAGGUGAGAAAUAUCACUCAUGUUCUAAUGGGCAGAUUUCCCUAUAAAAGUUUCCUCUGGUUGAAUAAAUAUCUACAUUUCUGGGGAAUUUAAGAUCUCCCAACAUAUGUCACAUCUCUACAGACAAAGACUAGAUAGACCGAGAGAGACAGACAAAAACUCUCCAACUAGUGAAAUUGAAACUAUAGCUUGAAGCAUUAUCCAAAUGUAGGCCUACUUAUACAAUUUGGCACAAACUGGUAAAUAAUAUACUAUUAUGUGUGGGCCAUUAGGAAUCAUAGGACAAAAUGACUGGGAAAGAAAUGCUGUCUCUUUAUUACAAUUGCACUUAUCACUUAGAAAUGUCAUUAUUUUUUAAAGAUUGGCAGUUUUUUUCCAUUCAAUUAAAUUAAUCAGAAAUACAGUCUAGACAUUGUUAAUGUGGUCAAUGACUAUUCUAGCUGGAAACGGCAGAUUUUUUAUAGAAAAUCUACAUAGGUGUACAGAGGCCCAUUUCCAGCAACCAUCUGCGUUCUAAUGGUACAAUGUUAAGUUUAGCUAAUCUUGUUGAAAGGCUAAUUGAUGAUUAGAAAACCCUUAUGCAAUUAUGUUAGCACAGCUAAAAACUUGUGAGGAAGACCUGAAAUUGUCUGGUUGACCCCAAACUUUUGAACGGUAGUGUAGAUAUAGAGAUAGAGUUAGAGAGAGAACGAUACAUUUGUACUUUUUACGCUGUGCUGAGCUAACAUGUUGCCUAACAUCCGUUUUUUCUAGAGUCAGCACAAGAACUGAGUGGACCGGUGUGGGGUCUUUAAAGGUCCCUGGUCUUAGAACUCUCUCCACGUAGUAAACGAGAUGAACCGACGGAGCAUCUGGACGCCAUAGUAAAACACAAGCGCCGCCCCUUUGCUUACAUUCUUCAA